This is a messenger RNA of Cajanus cajan (pigeon pea), 407 nucleotides long. Lineage: Eukaryota; Viridiplantae; Streptophyta; Magnoliopsida; Fabales; Fabaceae. The record is from RefSeq and is a predicted model, not a curated record.
UGAAAAAGGGUCAAUACUUCGAGACCGAGCAGAUGUUCCGCGAAGCAGGCGAAUCCUGGCCCGUUAUCAUCCCCAACCAAGAGCUUUCCCAGACCGCACCCCCCACCAAAGUGUUGUUCUCCGGCGAGUUGGAGGUUGCCGCUGACGAAGACGAGCAUGCAGGCGUUGACGCCGGAGGGCUGGCAGUCGACGGUGGAGAUGGAGUGGUGGCACUGCUGGAAAGGGAGGGAAGUGAGUUUGGUGACGAUGUAGGGGGCGCCUUGGAUCUUCUGGCCCUCGAAGGUGAGCAUGGAACCAUCCUGAUAGAGACCCACCAAGCCUGCUCUGUUGGUGUCGAAGGUGCUGUAGUAGUGCUCUACAAGGCUUGGAAGCAGGGAUUGGAAACGGGGGUUAACGGGGGUUUAUAA